Eucalyptus grandis is the source of this 3718-nucleotide messenger RNA. RefSeq lists its product as uncharacterized. The transcript is spliced from 3 exons. Lineage: Eukaryota; Viridiplantae; Streptophyta; Magnoliopsida; Myrtales; Myrtaceae. Bases 410 to 3529 code for a protein of 1039 amino acids. Gene Ontology annotation, biological process: regulatory ncRNA-mediated gene silencing. The record is from RefSeq and is a predicted model, not a curated record.
AAGCGGCAAUAACCGCUCUUUCCUUGCGCGCAGCGGUUUGCAGUGAAAAAAGCAGGCUCUCGAGAGCAAAAAUGGCUCGACAUUCUCUGCCGUCGAAGGUUGGAUGAUGCUUUCUUUGCCUUCCUUAAAGCUUGAAAAAUCUGUCGAUCGCUUGCAUCCGCUGUCCGAAAUUUUCAGUUCGUCACCUUGAUCGAGAGGAGGUUCUGGUUUCCCCGCUCGGGAGGCGCGCCGUCGGUGCGAAACCGGGGGCUCGCGUUUUCGCUUGCAUUCUAGGAUUAGGGAUUCGGUUGUUGCUGCGAUUAGGGUUUCGAAUGGUUCCGGAGGUUUGAUCGGUGUUAGUUUCGUCUGAUCGGAGGCGAAACGCGAGGAAUUUGCCUUCCGUACUUCGAGUUUUGUCAACUUGAAAGCAAUGCGUGAAGGCGGCGGUCGCGUCAGGUCCCGGACUCCUCCUCGCCGGAGGAGUGGUGGCCGCGGAUUCUCGCCUCCUAGGCACCGACGGCGAAUCUCGCCGCCAAGCCUCCGCAGGCGUUCGCGCGUGCGUUCUCCGGCACCGCGCCAUGGGGAGUAUUCUCUAUCUCAUCGGCGUCGUCGCGGUGAUUAUGAAGAAGAAAGGAAAUCGCAUUUGACAUAUGGCGCAAGUUAUGGGGAUUUCGCUUCAGCGCAUGCUCAGAGAGACAGGUCGGAGGAGCGGUUGAACAGAGCCGGUGAGUCAUCCCUGCCUUUUCGUGGCCGCCAGGAUUAUUCACCGCCUCGGCGCCAGGAUGUCUCGCAGCACUUGCAGUCACAGACACAUUCUCAGUUUGCGUCAGGCUCAGAUUUCUGUCGUGCUCGUGAAGAUCUGAGGAGGACAGGUGUAGUCUUUCCUGAAGAAAGACGUGCAAGUUUGCGUGAAGGAGGAUUAGACGAGGCUAAUGCAUUAGGAAGUGGAGAUAGGGGUGAGCACCUCAAAACAACUAUGCGGUUGGAUGAGGGUUCGUCAUAUGGAAAUUCCACUCUGACAAAGUUUCAGUGGAAUCAUUUAUUGGAAGAGGAGCAAGAAAGCUUCGGUAUCAGUAGGGACACGGUUGUUCCACACAUUAGGAGCAGGGGUGCUGAUUACCUUACCAAUGCUUAUAGAACUGAUAGUCAAAUAUUUUACCAGGGCAAGGAGGUUUUGGAUAAGAGGAUGGUUCACAAACCUGCUUUCCUUGAUGAUAAUGUAAAGGCUAGGACUUUUCCAGGACAUCUUGGUUUAAGUGUGAGACCGAGUGAUAGAUACCGGUACACUGAUGGUAACCAUGCAGAGCCAUUGGCUAAAUCGGGUUUGGAUGACCCAAUAUCCAAUGCUAAGCUUCCAGGAAUAGAGUCAUCUAGUGUAGGUGAGAUAGGCAAGUCCAGCUUGAACGGUGAUUCAGCUAAUGCAAUGUCGACUACUUGGACAAGAACAUAUUCAACUUUGCCCGUACAAGUUCCAGAUGACAACACUCUACCUUCUCCUUAUAAGAGUUUGACAAAAACAUAUUCUCCUUUGCCUGUACGUCUGGAACACGAUAACACUCUACCUUCUUCUCAUAAAAGUGGCCAUCCAUUGCCUCCAGAAGGAUUUAGCUGGAGUCAUGGGACUGGUAACCAUGACUCAUUUGCUGAAAUGCCUCCUCUCCGGUCAUCUACAGGGUCUGAAUAUCCUUUGAAGGACUUGUUAUGCUAUAACCGGACUCUAUAUGUUCCAGGGCAGGAUCCUGUUAGAGUUAACAAGCACUUUGAAGGGCAAAGGAAGGAGAGGAGUGAUGUAGACAAUUUACCUGAUAAAUCGUUUUAUGAAGAGAUGGAUAAUAUUAGAGAAACAUAUGGGCUGGAUGAUUCAUCCAAAGCCAGUCUUAUGUAUCUUGUUGAGGAUAAACAAGGCGGCUAUGAAAUACCUCAGGAGGAUUGUUUAACAGAAAGCUGGAAGUUGGACCAUCCUGAUUAUCCUACUGAAGCUUUAUAUAUGAGAGGGCGUGAGGAAUGCUUUGGUCCUGCAAGUAGUCAUAGACAAUAUAGAAAAGAGACAUAUUUAGAUAGCAAAAGCCUGCAAUUGGGAGGAGACGAUGCUUUUGGAAACAGUGACGAUCUUUGGGUGUAUAGAGAUGGUUUGAAGAACAUGCAGUUACCAGAACUUAAUGAUGGGUUGCACAAGAGAGACUGGAGCCCACAACAUAGGUUUUUAGUUGAAGAGACGGGUGCUAUAGGCCAGUCUGAAAGAUCUCUUAAAAGGGAGGAUAGUAUGGAUUUUGGAACGAGGAGUCAUUACCUCGAAGGUGAUUUUUACCGAAAUCAGAAUGCCAGCCAGAAGAUCUGGGAACCUCAUUAUGGCAAUGAAGACUGGAGUGAUGAAGAUAGUCACUUGUACGAUAACUUCCAACCGCAGACAACCAAAAGGACAUUUAAGGCAGAUACUUAUGAGAGUGGUGUUUGUGAUGACUACUUGUCUUGUGAGCACCUCCCAGUACGUCUGCAAGGAAGACUGAGCAAGCCCAUAAAGUUAAAAUCUAGAGACAUACAUAAGAGGUUGGGGCCACCUCAAAAAACUUGGUCAUCUAUUCCUUGGACGAAAAGACAUUUCCACAGGAGAAAUCCUAAUGAUCAUGAAAGUCACAUUGUUGAAGGUGGCAAUUGUAUGGAAACACGAGUUGCUUUAUCAGAGGAUGAGGCGGCAUAUGCCAAGGCAGAGCCACCUGAGGACUCUAAAGAGUUUAAGCAGCUCGUGAACGAUGCCUUUCUGAAGUAUUUCAAGUUUCUUAAUGAAACUUCAACCCAACGUAGAAAGUACACUGAUCAGAGAGGAUCUGGCCCGUUAAAAUGUGGUGUUUGUGGCAGCAACUCAAAGGAGUUUGGCAACACAGUAGCUUUGGUCAUGCAUGCAGUCAUGUCCAAAAAUGUUGGCUGUCGCGUGGAGCACCUGGGAUUUCACAAAGCACUGUGUGUGCUGCUGGGAUGGGAUAGUGCACCAGCAACUAAUGGUCCCUGGGCCUGGAAAAUGCUUCCUCCUUCUCAAGCCUCUUCCUUGCGAGAGGACCUCAUCAUAUGGCCGCCAGUAGUUGUCAUUCACAACAGUUCCAUAGCAAAUGCUUCUUCAGGAGAUAGGGUGAUCAUCAGCAUCGAAGAUCUGCAGACUGUUCUGCCAGUUAACUUUUUAAUUUGUGAUCAAGAGAUGGGAUUUGCUGUUGCAAUAAAGAAGGUCUCUCGGGGAAAGCCUGCAAAUCAGAGUAUCAUGGUGGUAUGUUACCAACCCACCUUGUCAGGUCUGCUGGAAGCUGAAAGGCUUCACCAGUAUUUUGCUGAGAUCAAGCAUGGCAGAGCUGAGUUGGAGCAAAGGAGCUGUCCUAGCAGCAGGGGAAGCAGCCAAAGAACAGGAUCGAGUGUAGCAAAUAAAGUGGCCAGCAUUCUAUACGGCUACUUUGGAAUUGCAGAGGACCUUGAUAAGCUGGAGUUUGAGACCAAGAAGAGGAGCGUUGUCCGGAGCAAGAGGGAGAUGCAGCACUUCGUUGAUGCUGCACUCGAAAAUCGAUGAUCGCAUCAUGUGGCUCUGUAAAUUUUCUUGUCCUUUUGGUUGACCUGGUCACGUGCAUCUGAUUGUAUUUAUACAUGUCGGCGAGUAGAUAACAUCUGUCUUCUGGCUUCUCUAGUCCGGCUAUAGGAUCAUCGCAGACCCAACUCCUUUGAAUGGAAAGAAGAGCGUCCCUUUUUUUUUAAAAAGAAA